Molecule: messenger RNA, 5320 nt
Organism: Nilaparvata lugens (brown planthopper)
Lineage: Eukaryota; Metazoa; Arthropoda; Insecta; Hemiptera; Delphacidae
Gene: qless
Product: all trans-polyprenyl-diphosphate synthase PDSS1
Exons: 8
Coding region: 85-1290 (401 amino acids)
Biological process (GO): isoprenoid biosynthetic process; ubiquinone biosynthetic process
Cellular component (GO): transferase complex; mitochondrion
Molecular function (GO): prenyltransferase activity
Source: RefSeq, a predicted model, not a curated record
GGAAAAUCAGCUGAUGGAGAAUGUCGGUUAACUUUGAAGCAGGUUGGUGGAAGCUGGAGUUUAUCAUCUUCAACAGUUAGAAUCAUGGCGUGUUUGGGUACGGUUCGUCUUUGUGUUCGCGGUGUGGACCGGUUGUGUCAACUCGGGCAAAAUAUUUUAGUUAGACGAAAAACUUCUGCCGCAUUUGUGAGGAUCAAACACACCGACAUCAAGCCCUUUGAAAGGACCCUGCUGCAGAAUUGUCAGAGAGAAGGAUCAUGCCGAGCCCUAAGUUCACAGCAGGUUGGCCCUGGGUCAAUGCCCGAUUUUCAGCCAGUAGACCCAUACAGACUGCUAGAAGAUGACCUCAAGGACAUCUACAGGGAUAUUCGCCAGGCUAUCACCUCUAACACAAACAUAGACGAAUUAAGGCGGAUUGCGAAUUACUACUUCGAUGGACAGGGAAAGGCACUUCGACCAAUGGUGGCCGUUCUAAUGGCCCGAGCUGUCAACCUACACCACAACAGAAAUGACCUGCUAGCGGAACAGCGACAGGUGGCGAUGAUCGCAGAGAUGAUUCACUCGGCGUCACUCAUCCAUGAUGACGUCAUCGACCAGUCCGACUUCCGACGCGGCAAGCCAUCAGUCAACGUAGUCUGGAACCACAAAAAGGUGACAAUGGCUGGAGACUACAUUCUUGCAGUUGCAGCCAUGAUGAUCGCUAGACUAAGAAAUGAUGACGUCACGCUUGUUCUCAGUCAAAUAGUCACAGAGCUCGUUCAAGGAGAGUUCAUGCAGCUGGGAUCAAAAGAAACAGAAAAUGAAAGGUUCGCACAUUACCUCACAAAGACUUAUCGCAAAACAGCCAGUCUUAUCGCCAACUCACUCAAAGCUCAAGCGAUGUUGGUGGGCGCAGACGAGAAACUGUGCGAGGUGGCGUUUCAGUACGGGCGCAACGUGGGUCUGGCGUUUCAGCUGGUGGACGACCUGUUGGACUUUGUCUCCUCUUCAGACGCCAUGGGCAAGCCGACUGCAGCCGACCUCAAGCUCGGACUUGCCACUGCGCCUGUACUCUUCGCAUGCGAAAAGUACCCAGAGCUGAACCCGAUGAUAAUGCGGAGGUUCCAGGAGAAGGGAGACGUGGAGAAGGCGUUCGAACUGGUGCACAAGUCGCAGGGACUCGAACAGACUCGCUUCCUCGCCAAGAAGCACUGCCUCGAGGCCACUCGGCUCGCCUCGUCCAUCUCGGACUCGCCCUACCAGAAGGCACUCAUUGUCGUCGCUGAUCUGGUCAUUAAUCGCAUGAAAUAGCAUCGACUUCGACUUUCGCACUCCAAUCAUCAACACUUCAUUAUCAAUCCAUAUCGAUAUUUUAAUAUAUCGAUAUUCACAAAAUCUAUACUAUCGAUGUUCAUACUAUCGAUAUUUAUAGAAUCGAUACUAUCAAUAUUCACAAAAUCGAUACUAUCGAUAUUUAUAGAAUCGAUACUAUCAAUAUUCACAAAAUCGAUACUAUCGAUUACCAUACAUCAUUCACCGUUUUCAGAAAAAUUGCCAAAAAUAUCAUCUUCCCAUCUUCAGUUCCACCAGCACCAGUCAUUAUCAACCAUCAUGUUGUGUUUUUAACCCAAAAAUAUAAUGUACUUAUUAAUGUCUAGUGUGUGUUUGCAUCAUAUAUUCAUGAAUGUUAGUUAAUGAGAGCAAUGAAAUAGGCCUAAAGAGCAGCUUGUGUAGUUCCAGUUAACCAAAGUGAAAUAGGUUUUUCGGUGGUGCGUAGAAUACAUAGAAUGUAUUCUGUGUGCCCACAUGCAAUCAGUGUAAUCUAUUCAGUACAGAGUGCAUUUACAAAGUUUUACUCACUGACAUAUUAAAUGUAUUCUGUGUAGGCCUUAGUAGAAUACAUUGAAUAUGAUUAAGUAGAAUUAAUGCAGUGUUUUCUAUUUUCUAAAAUAAAUUUGAGUGCAUCCAGUUUUGGUAGAACAAAUCUAUAUGUAUUCUAUUCAAUAAUUUCAACACUGUUAUGAGAGAUUAUAUGUGUAGAUUGCUUCAUACUGGAAUAAUUAUACGAUACUUUGUUUGUUUUACAUGGAUGAUUGUAAUAAAACUUUACUUUUAAUGAUCAUGACAUCAACAACAAUGCGUUGAAGUGACACAUGUGUUGCCUGUUGCCAAAGUAGAAUUAAGCUCAACAAACAACUGUAGAUUGAUGCAUUAUCAUUGAAACUUGAGUUUUAGGAAGAGGGAACUAUGUAAAUAGAACAAGUAUAGUGUAAUUAUUACAAAAUUGUAUUCAACUUUGUCCUAUAUUGAUUCAACAUUAUACCAUGACAAGAUUCUAUGAAACUAUAAGGUUUGUGGUGAAAUCGUCGAUCAAAGCAGUAACUAUUAAAUUUUUACAAAAAUGACUGACUACGAAUGAAUUAAAAGAUACCGUCCCCUCUGCCCACUGCAAUACUAACAGUUAUUGUUUCAUUGAACCAAAAUCAAUAGGCUAUACUACUACGGGAAAAUGAGUGAUUGAGUUCACGUGAAUAUUCUUGCAAUAUCGAUUCAUCUUGAUGCUCAAUCACUUCUGUAUUAUAGUCCUAUUGAUUUCAUUAUGUUAGUUCUUUUUGUCUUUGGUAGAUGUCAAAUCACAAAUAUUUUAUAUACUUCAACCUACAUGAUUCAGAACGUUUUUUUUUUCUAUUCCAAGAUCCAGCCAAAACAAUGCAAUUAUCCUAUGGUAAAAAUGCUUUUUUUGAAAUUUUAGUUGAACUUUGAAUUAUAUUUAUACCUGUGGUAACGAUUGCAUUUUCAUGGACCAACAUUUGAUCAUAGCUUAAUAUAUCAUUCAAAUAUUCAAUGUAUAUCAUUUUCAAAAAUAAAAUUUAAACCAAGUUAUUCAAAACUAAUUAAGAUUAAUAUUAUGGAUUAUGAUGUUGAUGAAAAUUUUAAUUGCUCAAAUUUUAUGUUUGUUGAUUGAUGAAUUAUAAUUUAUAUUGAUUAUUGAGAGAAUGUUCUUAUAUUAUAGGUUAUAAACAUAGCUUUCUUUAAAAAUUAAUAUAAUGUAAGUUACAGUUCAUUGAAAGUGUAAUAUUCUUUUAAACCUGUCCUUGUGAAUUGGGUUUCAACUAACAAUUAUAUUAUUUAAGAUACCAUCAUUCUUGAAUUUUGUACAUAAAACGCUACUGUAAAAAGCUUCAAUUAGUAAUUUGCAUCGAGAAAACAAAUGUAAAAUUUCACAUAUUCAUUGUGAGCUGUAAAUAUUUUGUCUACAAUUUUACGGUUUCCAACGACUAGAAAAAUGAAACAUUUAAAAGGUUUCAAUACACAAUUAAAUUAUUUUGUUAAAUUAUUAUCUAAAUUCAGAUGGGGAUUCAUUGUACUUUAAUUAUUGACAAAGUCGAGUUCUAAAUUAGCUGUUCCGGUUUUACAUAGAUAUAUUUUUCUAAGAAAAAUGUAAAUAAAACUAUUUGACAAUAAUGUUAAUACCAGGAAGGAUUAAAUAUGAGUUAAAAUAUGGCAUUGUAACAAACUUGAAUCUAGGGUAUUAAAAUGAUGGUAUUUAUGUAGUUCAUGUAAAUUAUAAUGUAAAUAUAUGUUAACAUAGAGAACAAAGAAUAAGAUAAUAACAAUAGCUGAAGAUUUGUUAUCACAUGAAAAAGUUUAUAAUAUAUUGUUAAUGUUAUCGUUAUAAGGUGAAAAGUUUUAUAGAAAUAUCACAAAAAUGUCAUUGGAUACUUGAAAGUUGAAAAAUGUUUCGAAUAAAACUGUUUACUGACAAUAAAUUGAAGUAAAAAUAUUGUUUUGAAAUUGUUAAUACAAUUUAUGUAUUAUCAUGAGUUGCUCUAUCAGAUUUUUAAGUUUGGAUUCACAGAGACCCAGAUUUGAAAUUCAACAUGAAUUAUCAAAAACGACAGAAUUUCAUUCUCAAUUAUUACAAAAAAGGUUAUUGUUACUUUCACAGAAGAAAAUCAGUAUAAUUUAUCCUUUAAAUCAAUAGCAAAUGUAUUGAUUAAAGUUAAUGAUAUUUUCAUUUGCACAAAUUUAAAUUUAUGAACAUCUAAAAUUUCUAGAAAUAAUGUAUUGACAUUAAUGCUUUACUGUGUGCAAUAUAUAGGUAUCCUUUUAAACAAACCUUUUCAAUGCCCUAACAUGUAUCUUUGGUUUGUAUCAAGUUUUUAAUUGUAUUUUUGUAAUAAUAUAAUGCUUCAUUUAAUAUUUUUAUUAUAAAUUUAUUGUGUAGCAUUUGUAGAGUAUAAGUCAUAUUUGUGAAUUUUAUUAUGUGUCUUCAAAUCAAAACUGUAUUGUUCUUCGUUGUAUGCUUUCUAAUUAUUUUAAUAAGUUUGAAGAAAUACAAUCUCAAAAUAAUCGAAUUGAACUUUUCUUUUGAGAUUGACAAUAAUUUUUGUUAAACUACUUUCUCUAAAAGUCUACUGAUUCUUCUAAAAAUACAUUUCCAACCACAGUAGAUAAACUGUUAACUGUUUUCAACUAUGAUAAAGAUACUCUAUGCAACUUUUUCUACCAAUGGUUGAAUCUGCUCUAAUCUCAAUACUAAAUACUGGUUACUCCUAUUAUUAAUUUUCUACACUUGAUUAGUAAAAUACUUUUGAUUAUUGUUUCUAAAACUCUUUCACCAUUUAAUUUCUAUGAGUUUGUUGUUAUUAUUAUGAGAGAAUGUUUUACCAUGGAAGGUGUUACCAUGCCAAGUGUAUAAUAAUUAAAAUUAGAAAUUUAUCCCUCAUCAAUUUGUUUUUAAACUGGAUAAUUUUUCCUAAAAUAGUUAAUUUUCUUAAACACAUUUUCUUGUUGGCAUGCCAAACUAUCAAAACAGAGUGGAGUAGUAGACGAGUGAAAUAGUGUAGUUGUCUCUAGCUUAAAAUUAUUAUUUAUAAUUGUUUGAAUGUUUGAGAGAGUCUGCAUUUUGAGUGUAUAAAACAUCAUAAAAUUGUUGUAAGAUUGUAUAAUAUAGCCUAAAUAGUGAAUGAUAGUUGUAUGUAUAUAACCAUUAUAGAGAUAAUUAUUCUACUUUGCCAGUGGGCAAAAUAACCCUGCCCAAAAAAAUUGGUUAAAAUUUUUUAUUCGGUAAUGGGUUGAAUAUGUUAUUCUUAUUAUAUAAAUACUAUGUAUACAUUGAUUUGUAUGUUAUUGGAUUUUUAACAAAAAAACUGACUUACGAAAUGAUAAACAGAUAUUAUAAUGAAGCUCCUUGUAUUCUUUUGGGUUCUUAGGUCAAUGUAAAACUCGUUUCACAUAGUGCCUUUGUACUGUAAACUGAGUUGUUUGCAAUAUAUUGUCCUGGCAUCCUAUGUUAAUUCCUUCUUCCAAACUUUUUUUAAUAAAGUCCAUUUAUGAA